Ochotona curzoniae (black-lipped pika) is the source of this 2367-nucleotide messenger RNA. Its product is annotated as disintegrin and metalloproteinase domain-containing protein 20-like. The coding region runs from base 1 to 2244 and encodes 747 amino acids. The transcript has a single exon. Gene Ontology annotation, cellular component: external side of plasma membrane; plasma membrane; sperm head plasma membrane. Gene Ontology annotation, biological process: male gonad development; proteolysis. Lineage: Eukaryota; Metazoa; Chordata; Mammalia; Lagomorpha; Ochotonidae. Gene Ontology annotation, molecular function: metalloendopeptidase activity. The record is from RefSeq and is a predicted model, not a curated record.
AUGGAGCCUGCCUGCACUCAGGUCCCCAUAAAAGGUGCUCUCUGGUUACCUGUACUCUGGGCAUUCCUGUUCCCCGCCAGCUGCUCCCACACACCCCCAGGAUGGCGCUUUGCUUCUUCUGAAAUUGUGAUCCCAAGGAAGGUGACCCAAAGGACAAAUACAUUUGAGAAACCAGACCAACUCUCCUACAGCAUGCGCUUCCAGGGAAGAAGACAUGUGCUCCACAUGAAGCUCAAGAGGAACUUGGUGCCCAGAAAUUUUCCCAUUGUUACUGAUGAUGACCAGGGUGCCAUGCAGGAAGACUACCCAUUUGUCCCCCGAGACUGUUACUACUACAGCUACCUGGAAGAGGUUCCUGGGUCCAUGGCCACACUGGACACCUGCCAUGGAGGUCUGCGUGGCAUGCUGCAGAUAGAUGAUGUCACCUAUGAAAUCAAACCGCUGGAAGCUUCUUCAACAUUUGAGCAUCUGGUUUCCCUACUUGUGUCAGAAGAAAGAGAAGAGGAGGAUAAACAUUGUAAGAUUAAAUCAGAGGAAAUCAGUCAAGCCUUUGAAGAGGAGCUUCCUGCAGCAACUCCUAGAGCAGGUCCUGCUUAUUUGUGGCAGAUACAUUAUAAGAUCUUAAGACUGCACUACACGGUUUCUGAAUCUUUGGUUUCUCAGGAUGAAAAUGAUUCCCGAAUAAUAGAGAAUGUAAUUUUCAUGAAUAAUAUUGUACAUUCCAUCUAUAGGCCAACCUCACUGAAUUGUGCCAUACGCGUUAUGUGCAUAUGGCAUGAAGAUACAGUGGACUUAUAUAAUAGACGCUCCGCGCAAAAUGCUGUAACAGAUUUUGGCCUGUGGAAAUUGUAUAGCUUGUUUAGCGACGCUCCACAUUCGACUUCAUUACUUUACACAGGACACCGCAUUGCAGGCGCUAAUUAUUAUGCAAGCCAUAAUGGAAUAUGCAAUGCUAACUGGGGAGCUGCAUUUGUAUUUGUAGCACACUACCACAUAUUUGUGGCUGCGAGUAUUUCAGCACAUGCAUUAGGUCACAACAUUGGAAUGGGGCAUGAUGGAGAUGAAUGCCGCUGUUUCCGUAGAACUAGCUGUGUUAUGUGUCAAACACCUGGUCUUCAGGAUAUAAUGAGCAACUGCUCCUAUCAGCACAUAUACAGACGUAUUGUUUUCUGGGAUCCUUGCUUGAGUGAACCAAAUGUCCCAUAUGCUAAUUUUCCAUAUAUAGCACCUCGUUGUGGAGACAGGGUAAAAAAUGUAAAGGAAGAAUGUGACUGUGGCUCCCUGAAGGACUGUGCCUCAAAUAAGUGUUGUGAAACUAACUGUGCUCUCAAAAUUGGCACUGACUGUGACCAUACUCCUUGCUGCAAUCAGGACUGCAAAUUUUCAGCUCCGGGAGUGAUUUGCAGAGACAUCCAUGGUAUUUGUGACCUGCCAGAAUAUUGUGAUGGGAAAAAAGAAGAGUGCCCACAUGAUGUUUACAUCCAGGAUGGAACCCCAUGUUCACCUGUAGCCGUCUGUAUCAGAGGAAACUGCAGUGACCGCAAUAUGCAGUGCCAGGCCCUUUUUGGAUAUGAAAUAGGUGAUGCCUCACAAGCAUGCUAUGACCAACUGAAUAUCAUAGGUGAUCGAUUUGGAAACUGUGGGGUUAAGUUGCAAAGAGGAGGAUCCAAACCUUUUAAAUGUGAAGAAGAUGAUGUUUUAUGUGGAAUGCUGCACUGUGGUGGAGUCAAGGAAAUACCUGGUGGAGGGAGACACACUACAUUUAGACGCUUAUUAGUUCAAGAUGUUAAGCAAGAAGAAUGCUUUGGAUAUGAUGCACAUCAGGGGGCAGAAGUGCCAGAAAUGGGGCUUGUAGUUGAUGGGGCAACAUGUGGUCCUGCUAAAUAUUGUCUAAACCAGAACUGUACUUUUCAUGAGGACAUGCACUUUGACUGUGAUGUGAAGAAAUGCAAUUUCAAAGGAGUGUGUAACAGCAACAAAAACUGUCAUUGCAUGCCUGGGUGGAAACCACCGACAUGUGCUGAAAAAGGUUCAGGUGGUAGUAUAGACAGUGGCCCUACACCUGACAGAGAUCCAGGCCUGCAAUCCACAAUUGUUAUGAAUAUCCGAAUGGAAUUGCUUUUAGCAUUAAUUCGUGUAUCAUUAAUUGGAGCCUGCAUACUCAUUGGUGCCCUUACAACAGCAAAAAGGCACAUAGAGAAAAAAAUAAUGCAAGAUGAAUAUGAAAGUGAUGACUCUUUGUAAAUAUCACUGGGAGUCCUCACAUGCAGUCAUUCUACACUGACAAUCCUCAUGUCCUCUGGCCAUUCUGAGGGAUUAAUCUUGAAAUAAACUCACAUCUUAAUAAAGACAGUAAACACUGUUACU